This is a messenger RNA of Leptopilina boulardi, 2201 nucleotides long. RefSeq lists its product as uncharacterized. Lineage: Eukaryota; Metazoa; Arthropoda; Insecta; Hymenoptera; Figitidae. The transcript is spliced from 3 exons. The coding region runs from base 1794 to 2165 and encodes 123 amino acids. The record is from RefSeq and is a predicted model, not a curated record.
GGUAAAGGGGGUAAGGGACAAAAGCUUGUGACGAAGGAACGUGACGAUCGAUGAAAAGUGCAUUUUUUACCCUUCACGGAAUCGAGGAGUGUCCUUUCGUCAGCAAAAAAAAAGAAAAAAAAAAAAAAAAAUUGUCGACAAAAAAAGUGAGAAAAAAAAACCUUUGGUUUCAUGAAAUUAGUACUAUAGAAGAAACGAAAAUGUUCUCUCUUUAAAGUAUCGAUAAAUCGAAAUUCAAGAAGAAAAAAUAGAAAAAAAAAUCAUAAAAACAGUUAUAUUAAUACUAUUUACAAAGUUCAUUUACAAAAUAAAAAGUGAAUUUUGAAUAAAAUUUGCCAAAUAUUGACAAUGACAAGAAACAUAACCUUAAAAAAAAAGAGUGACUUGUUUUUUUUCGAUAUGAAAUUGUGCGUGAUUUUUUUGUUUUUUUUCGACAAACAUGAAAAAAGGGAAUUAAAUUAAUAAAAUGAAAUUUCAUAUUUUUAUUUGGAAAUUUUUAUUUUGCGACGUUCGACGAGGAAGGAAAUUCGGCGCCGCGGAUGGUCUAGAGCGAGAGCGGUGUACAGAAAGCCACUGCGCGAACGGACGCGAGGAACGACGGACGCGAAAUGGCCGCCCCAGGGAUAAAUGGCCCUGCCAUCAAGAAACGUCAACAUUUUAAGACAAUCAAAAAGUUUUAUUCAACAAUAUAAAUUGUUAUUAGUGCCUGGAAAAAAAGUGUUUAACAAAAUUUUCAUUUCAUUAGAUGGAAAAAUACAUUUGAAAUAUAGUAAUAGAGAGAAGAGAAUCGUCGUUCACACACAUUCUUUCUGUCUCUUUCCUCUUGCAAGUGUAUAUAUAUGUGUGUGUUGUUUGCUGCUCCCUCCAAAAAAAAAAAAGGAAAAAAAGUUCGCCUUCUAUAUACAUAUAUAGUGUUUCUCAUUUUCUCUCUGUGUCUUUAACGGUGUUGUAUAUUUGACGACGCUUUUUUUUUUAAUGUGAAAAAUAAAAACUCCACACACAUACAGUGAAAUCGAGCCUAGAAAUCCAGAGGUUAUGAACGUUGAGAAUGAACCGACGCCAAAUCUUGGAGAAAAGAAAAAUCCCUUUUGAUGUGACAAUAAAAAGUGCGUUGUUUCGUGUGUGUUUUUGAGAAACGUUCAAAAAAAAGGUUUCUCAAAGUGAAAAUCAAGUUUUAAUAUAUUCGAAUCUGUGCGCGUGUGUAUGUGUGUGUUUGUGAAAUUUUCCUCAUGCGACGGAUUUUAUUGGAAUUGAGCAGUAAAUUCGUUGAACGAGGAAUUUCGAUUGUUGGGGGAAAAAAAGAAGGUGAAUGCAGAGAACAUAAGUAAAAUACCAAGGGGACAUUAAAAAUCAGAGGGACUCGAUGGUUCCUGAAAAUUAGCGUAGCACAGGAAAGCUGAAUUAAAGCAGGUGGGAGAGGAGAAGAUAGUGGCUGUGAACAAAAAAUACUAAAAAAAAACACAACGGACAAAAGAAAAGAAAGGAGGGAAAAAAAGAAAAGGAACACGCAUAUAUAUUUGUAUGUGUGUGUGUUUCCUUCAUCAUCAUAAUAAUAAUCAUCAACAACAACAACAACAACAACAACGAAUGUUGAUGCCGUUAUAGAGAUAUUUCUUCUUCCUUCCUGCUUCAUUGGUCCUUAAAGAAAAAAAAAAAAUUGUCUCUUUGUGUGUUUGUUUUUUUGUGUCUUCAUUAUUGCAAAAAUCGUGAGAAAUAUGUAUUUACACGCGAGAGCCGUCCAUUGCUCUCGAGAGUGAGAAGUGAGCGUUCGUUUAAUUUUUUUUAAAAAGGCGAUGACGAAGGAUCGUUUAUCGUCAUUAAAUCCAAAACCACCUCAUUAUCAUCAUCAUCAUCAUCAUUAUUGUCAUUGUUAUCAUCAUGUGGAGCAAAAAAAUUGUUGGCUGGGCAUCAAUGUUAUCGUCAUUAACGCCAAAAAUGCAUUUUAUUGUCGUCGUCAUCAUCAACGCCGUCAUCUGACUUAUUGUGCUCGACUGCAUGAUGACGGCGGGUCGACGUCGCGCCAAAUUGCAACGAAAAUUAUCGCCAACAACCACGGAACAACAGAACGAAGACGACGAUGCUUCUUUAAGAGAGCGUCCAUUAAACAACGUGAGGGACAAGAUCAGCAACAGCAGCGCCAGCAUUAUCCGAAGAGGAGGGAAUAAUAAUAAUAAUAAUAAAAAAUUCUGUGCGCGGGUGUU